AGGAAACCAGUGUGAAGAGAUACAGAUGCAUGCUAUGAUAUUUAUUUUGUUGCAUUUGGAUGUUAUCAGUAAAAAAGGAUGGAUGGUUGAAUAGUAUCGUGAAGGGUGUUGGUUAUGAACUGUACGUCAUGUGUCCUCUGUACCAGUCAUGCGUAAUCUUGUGCUCAGUGUUGGUUAAACACGGACCGCACACACCGGUGAGGAAUAAAUGUCAAAGCAACCCGCCUUUUUUCCAUAAGACCGCAAACUUUUGUAGUUAUUAAGUCUUUCAUGGCAUCUAUCGUUGUCCGCAUCUCGGAUGGACGGCCAGCAUCACUUGCUCCAGCUGUUGGGCAGCGCGUGUGAUUUAUUCCAUGAGCUCCUGGGACGCUUCUGUUCGGUAUCUGAUCGCGUCGCGCGGACAAGUGGUAUGGUUUUCAGCUUAGUUUUUGCGUUGUCCUGAAACGGAAUCGCGUGUGUUGUGAGCGAUAUGAAAAUUACAUUCGGUUUCGUGGUAGUCGGCGGGGGCUUAACGGGUGUCCUCAGUUUCAUCUCUUUGGCGCUUGCCAUCGGAACCGAAUACUGGUACAUCAUCGAGGACAAGCGCGCGAACCACACCGACCCGGAGCGCACUAACUCUGGACUUUGGGGAGUUACAGAUGAUGUACAAAGUCAUGCAGAAGACACUGGAUUUUCAGACUCUGAAAGGCAGAUGGAAAUCAUGCAUAGCGUGAUUGCAAUCUUGCUGCCCUUGAGUCUGGUGAUGCUGGUGUUUGGAGGUAUCUGUGGACUCGUCAGUUCCCUGGCCAGAAGCCGGACGCUCCUGAUUGGAUCCGCCUCGUAUUUCCUCUUCUGCAGUCUUCUCACUCUCUCUGGGGUGAGUCUGUACAUCAGGUACUCUCAGAAGGCUCUGGAAGAAACUGAAAGGCAGAUGGGUCGUGAGCAAAUGGCUCAAGUGCACACAUCAUUCGGCUGGUCUAUGGGCAUGGCCUGGAUCUCCUUUCUUCUGGAGGUGAUCACUGGUCUUCUCCUACUGCUGGCUGCCAGGCUGGUGUCCUCAACCCAGUAUGAAGAGUCCGUCGCCCCCAUAUAGAGACUCACCACCUCCCUGAACCAUACAUGUACAUUUCAGGCAAGGCAGUCAGAACUUGUCAAGGUAAGGCCUUCUUUCUGUCUUAUAUCAUUAGCAAAUGUACAUUUAGUGAUUCAAAGUCUGGAAGCAUCUAUUCAUAUACACGAUGAUUGUUUCAAGUCAAAUACAUAAAAUAACACAAAUGGAAAUAAAUUACAAUGGUAAGAAAAAAAUUCUAAAUUAGUUGCACACACCAAAGACCAUGAAAAACAUUUCUUUUGACAAGUAAUGUAGAUAUGGACAACCAAAUUGCCCUUUGUAAUAUGCAAAAAAUAUAUCAGAUAAGGAUAUUAGAACUAUUAAGUACAUUUCAUUUAAUUAUUUGUUACUGUUAGGGGUCAUUCUGUUUUAUAGCAUAUAGACCAAGUCAAAGGCCAACUGUCUGGCUCAUUUUCAUAUGUUUUGUUGUAUUGCUAGUAAAUUUCAUGUGUUUUUGUGCCUCCGUAAUUUAUUGUCUUUUAUGCUGGGCCUUUGUUUUUCUUGUGCUUGUUAUUAUGCUUGGUUUUACAUUAUGAGCAUGUAACAGGAAGCGUGAUCUAAUUGUAUAUGUUUUACAGUCAUUGUUCGUUAAAUAUAUGUAGUUUAUGAAAAGGCUUUUUUGAGCUAAAUUAAUUUGAAUUUUGCAAUUUAAUUUGUUUUAUAUUUGAUAUCUUCUUUGAUGUUGUGUACUUAGACUUCCGAAACUUAACAUUUCAUGAUUGCGUGCUUUGAAUUUUUAAAACUUUGAUCUUUUCAUUUAGUCAUGCUGUAGCUCUUAGAAAAUAUUUGCUAAGAUGGAUCUUACAUUUCUAUCCAUCACACCAAAACAAGCAGAUUUCAUUUGCAAUGCCAAGAGACAUCUCACAGUCCCUGAGAAGCUGUAUCUUGUGAAUGCUGUUGUUCUUAAAUUACUGUUAAAUUACUGUCUUCUCGUUAAAAUGUAUAAACAUUUAGUGCUUUGCACUUUAGCUUGAUUAGUAGCUGCUGUUGUUUGUUAACUCUAGUUGUUAUAUUGUCAUUUUUUAUUAUUCUGGUUUUGUUUUAUGCAAUAGUGCGGAACAUAUUGUUUUUAAAUAUUCGCUAAGAUUAAAGCUUAACUGAAUUGUCUGUA
Molecule: messenger RNA, 2201 nt
Organism: Puntigrus tetrazona (Sumatra barb)
Lineage: Eukaryota; Metazoa; Chordata; Actinopteri; Cypriniformes; Cyprinidae
Gene: tmem235b
Product: transmembrane protein 235b
Exons: 4
Coding region: 470-1072 (200 amino acids)
Cellular component (GO): apical plasma membrane
Source: RefSeq, a predicted model, not a curated record